Messenger RNA from Aureobasidium vineae, 655 nucleotides. The record is from the annotation of a GenBank genome assembly. NCBI's taxonomy places the organism in Eukaryota, Fungi, Ascomycota, Dothideomycetes, Dothideales, Saccotheciaceae.
AAACACCAUGGCAACAACAACACAACCCACAGACCCCACAUCCACCAACGACCCCAAAGUCGCAGCCUCGACUCUAGAUUUCCUGCUCAUAGAACUGGUGCCGCUCGCCCAACGCAUAGCCGCCGACCUACAUCAAAGAGACACAGCACUUCUCUCCUCAUCACUAGAAAGAAACGCCACCUUAAACACCGCUGCAUCAACAUCUAGUGUUCAUUAUCGCUUAGAUGCCCUAGGCUAUCGUGUGGGACUGGGAUUAGUAGAAAAACUAUCACAGAACUCGCCUCGGCCAACAACGCCAUUGGAUAUGAUCAAAUUCAUCUGCAAAGAUUUGUGGCAGGUGGUUUUUCGCAAGCAAAUCGACAACCUCAAAACAAAUCACAGGGGCACGUUUGUGUUGACGGAUAACAAGUUCAUGGCACUGGGGAGGAUGAGUGUGGAUAGAGGAAGGGGUGCGAGGGGUGCUGAAGAGGCGUUGAGGAAGGCGCAACCGGUAUGUUUUUGUCUCGUCUCUUUCCUGGAUUUUCUUNUCCUCUAUUUCCCUUGUGGUGUCAUCCGUGGCGCUCUCUCUGCAUUUGGUCUUUCUGUUACUGUGCACGCCGAAACCGCCGAAUUGCCUCAAGCGAUAUUUCAAAUCAGGACUGUGGGCUCAAAACCU